Molecule: messenger RNA, 879 nt
Organism: Pestalotiopsis fici W106-1
Lineage: Eukaryota; Fungi; Ascomycota; Sordariomycetes; Amphisphaeriales; Sporocadaceae
Exons: 2
Coding region: 1-879 (292 amino acids)
Biological process (GO): mitochondrial citrate transmembrane transport
Source: RefSeq, a predicted model, not a curated record
AUGGUGGCCGACGGGAAGUCCUCGCCACUCAUCUCCUUGUGCGCUGGCGGCAUUGCUGGUGGUGUCGAGGCCUUUUGCACGUAUCCAUUCGAGUUUGCCAAAACUCGCGUGCAACUAUACGGCCAUGGCAGUAGUAGGAAUCCAUUCAAGAUUGUUGGGCAGGUCAUUAAAGAGGAGGGCGUCACUGCAUUAUACAAAGGUUGCUCGACCAUGAUUGUGGGUUCGAUAGGUAAAGACGCCAUCCGCUUCGUGGCUUUUGACAGCAUACGAAAGGCGUUUGAGGAUCCCGAGACACACACUCUUGGGCCGGCGCAGUCCAUAGCAUCUGGCAUGGUCGCCGGAGUCGUGUCAUCCACCAUCAUCGUCACACCUACCGAGCGCAUCAAGACUGCCCUGAUUGAUGAUGCCAAGACGCUGCAGCGCUUUCGGUCGCCUUGGAACUGCAUCAGCACGCUCACGGCGGAACAAGGCCUGCGCCGGGCGUUGUAUGCCGGCUAUGUGACCACGACACUCAAGCAAAUUGGGACCACGGGGUUUCGGUUGGGAACCUACUCCAUCAUCAAGGACUGGGAAAAGUCACGGGGCAUCAAUGUAAAUUCACCAUUGACCACAUUUGCAAAUGGAGCUGUCGCGGGAACGCUCACUACGCUGGCGACACAGCCCUUCGACACGGUCAAAACCAAGGCACAGCAGGCCAAGGCAGUGGGCACCAUGGAUGCCGUACGAAUAAUUCUCAAAGAGGACGGUUUCUUCAAAGGCUUCUGGCGCGGCACCGUCAUGAGACUGGGAAGGACGGUCAUGGCUGGCGGUAUCCUCUUCACUGCCAAUGAGCAAGCUGUCAAAUUGUUGCGAACAAUCACUCCACCUCAAUACCAAUAA